CGAUAACUAAAAUAACAAUCGCACUGACGGGUUGCCCAAAAUAAACACACAAAUCCGCUGAUAUUGCGGGAAAACUAAAACUGUGCCCUCCUUUCCCAUGUAUCCCUUCGAUACAAAUUAGCUUUGGUCGGCAGUUGCUGUGACCACGACUACGACCUCAGACGAUGGGCGAUAAUAAAAGAAUAGCGACGCAACUGCGCCGUAGUGUGCACCAAUGCCUCGAGGACUAUCCGUACAGCAGGGCCAGCGAGGCCCAAAGCAACCUGCAGGCCAGCUGCAAAAACUCGCUGAGCUUUGUGCAGCGACUGGGAUUGCUGCAGACCCUGUAUGUCCAUAAUGGAUGCGUGAACACGGUUAAUUGGAACGCCAGUGGCACGCUUAUCGUCUCGGGCUCCGAUGACAACCAUUUGGUGGUCACCGAUGCCCACAGCGGGCGGGUGCUGGCUAGGAGCAAGACCCAGCACAAGCAUCACAUCUUUAGUGCCCGUUUCAUGCCGCACACCAACGACAGUGCCAUUGUCUCCUGCUCCGGCGAGGGUCUAGUCAUGCACACAGAGUUCCUCACCGAAUACCGUCAAUCCGCCAGCAGGAGGAGCAGCGAGAAGGCGGACGACUGUUGUCUGGUCGGUGAAAAUGAGCGCACUACCAAUACCUUUGACUGCCAUAAGUUUGGUAGCACCUUCGAUGUCCUGCCACUGCCCGAUACUCCGCGCAGCUUCCUCAGCUGCGGCGAGGAUGCCACAGUCCGCUGCUUUGAUCUACGCGUGUCCUCCAGUUGCUCCGAGCGCGUCUGCCAGAAGCAUAUAUUCAUAACGGCACCCUGUGCCGUAACGGCCAUGGAUGUGGCUCCCAUCAGCCACCAUACAGUGGCCAUUGGCUGUUCCGAUUCGAUAGUUCGUCUCUACGACAGGCGCAUGCUAGCCGGAGGAGGAGGAGGAGGAGGGGCAUCGGACAGCUCCACGAUGAUGCCCUAUAAGGCGUAUCCCAUACCCAUGGAGUAUACGCGUCGUCACUAUCGUCCCACAUGCGUCAAGUUUAGUCCGGACGAGUCCGAGCUCCUGGUCAGCUACUCCAUGGAGCAGCUGUAUCUGUUCGAUCUGAGGCAUCCCGGCUAUAGCGAUGCCGAGCUGCUGAAGAGCGGAUGCUACACACCAAAGAUGCGACGCGACGAUGAUCCGGAACCGCAAAUGCCAAGGCUCCGGUUUCGGGGUGAUUGGUCGGACACCGGGCCCAACUCGCAACUAUCGACGGGAGUGCAGGGCGUUAACCAGACCAACAUCGGCCAGGCUCGUCCCGCUCUGGAGCCCGGUGUCUUGAGCCGUCUCAGCGACGAAAUAUUUCGCCUGCUUAACUCGCCCAGUCAAAGGCGUCAGCAGGCCUCUUCUAUGGCAGCACAGCCGGAAGCACCAGGAACCCAGGCACCGGGAAGUGCAGCAUCCGCAGUUAGUAGUAAUGGCCAUCGUACUGGUCCCAGGUCAUGGCAAAAUGCAGUUUUCCGCACCAUGGCAAAUGCGUCUGCAGCCACAGGCGACGGCAGCGGGCAAAGGCCGAGCAGCAGCCCUCCAUCCCGCUCGGCAAGCAAUGAUGAUCUUCCAAAGAGCGAAGGGGAGACGGCCCAGCAGUUUCCCAUCAAGAAAUUCGAUUACGUGAAGAUGUCCUUCAGUGGCCACCGGAACUCCAGGACCAUGGUGAAGGGUGCCAGCUUUUGGGGCGAUGACUUUAUAAUGUCCGGUUCCGAUUGCGGUCACAUAUUCGUUUGGAACCGGGCAACGGGCAAGGUGGUCAAGACUCUGCUGGCUGAUAACCGUGUGGUCAAUCGAGUGCAGCCGCAUCCCAGAUUGCCCUACCUGCUUAGCUCUGGCAUUGACUACAAUGUGAAAUUGUGGGCGCCGAUAGCGGCGGAGCCCCUCUUUGAUGAGGUGGAGUGCGCCGGGUUGAUCAAAAGCAACGAGAUUAUGCUGGUGGAGACGCGAGAUACCAUAACCGUACCUGCCCAGAUAAUGAUUCGAAUACUGGCCAGCUUGCAUCAUGCCGCUGGCAGCGAGUCGAGAUCCCGAGCAGCUGCAGCAGCGGAUUCAAGUUCAAUUGCUGUUGUUAACAGUGACGCCGCCCCAAAUGCUAGUCGUGAUAAUAAUGAAAGUGAUCACGAAAAUAUUAAUAAUGAAGCUAGUAAUAUUCCUGAAAGCGACACGAUCUAAUCCUAAUCUAAAAUCCUAGUUACAUUUUGUUUAUGUAUGCGUAGCACUACCCUAAAUUAUAUGUAUGUACAUAUGUAUGCAUGAAAUGCACAUGAAAAGCACAUGAA
Messenger RNA from Drosophila kikkawai, 2305 nucleotides. Its product is annotated as DDB1- and CUL4-associated factor 6-like. NCBI's taxonomy places the organism in Eukaryota, Metazoa, Arthropoda, Insecta, Diptera, Drosophilidae. Gene Ontology annotation, molecular function: protein binding. Gene Ontology annotation, cellular component: cytoplasm; Cul4-RING E3 ubiquitin ligase complex. Gene Ontology annotation, biological process: positive regulation of transcription by RNA polymerase II. The record is from RefSeq and is a predicted model, not a curated record.